AUGAAUGAAAUGGCGAUAUCUAUCACCCACGAUGUCACAAUAAGUGGCAGUCUUUUCUUCUACUCUUUUAUAUUGAUCACUUUGGUCUGUCCCCUUAGGAUUGUUUUCUACCGCCUAUUCUGGAAUCCCCUUGCGAAAUUUCCUAGUCCGAGAAUCGCUGCUGCCACGUAUCUUUAUGAGAUCGCUUUUGAUUACUUCGGGAACAGAGCAUACCUUUUCGAGAUCGAGCGCAUGCACAACAGAUACGGACCUAUUGUUCCUGUGAAUCCAACAGAACUCUCGAUCAAGGAUGGCGAGUUUUACGAGAAAGUCUACGUCAAUGGAAAUGUUAGACGUACUGAAGCUCUUCCGAGCUUCGGCGACGGAAUGGACUUCAACAACAGCCACGGUAUGACAGUAGAUCACCAUCAGCACAGACAGCGACGAAAGCCUUUGGAACCCUUCUUCUCCAAAGCCGGAGUCGCACGAUUUGAGUUGGACCUUGCGUCUGUUGUCAUGACUUUAGUAGAUCGACUUCGUGGCUACGAAGGCACAGGGUGUGUGCUGCGACUUGAUCAUGCAUUUGCUGCCCUUGCUGGAGACAUCAUCACCACUAUGUGCAUCGACAGUCCGAGCAUGACCUUUUUGGGCGACAAGGAUUUCAGUCGGGGUUGGUAUGAGCUGUUUCAUACGCUGAUCAUGUCUAUGCCAGUUUUCAUGAACUUUCCGUGGAUCAUCAGGCUCAUUCGACUCAUUCCGACCUCGAUACUGAGGCGCGUUGAUCCCCGUAGUCAGAUGUUUCGUGAUUGGCGUGACAUGUCGGUGGCUGAGAUCAAGAAAUCACUCCAGCGAAAAGCUACCGGAGAGACGUUGACAUACCAGAGGGGAACGAUCAAGGCUCCGACAUUGUUCGACCAUCUCGUUAAUAGUGAUCUGCCCACUAGCGACAUGUCCGUAGAGCGUCUUGCGUCGGAAGCCCAGGUCCUUAUGGGUGCCGGGACUGUCACGACUGCUCAGAGCAUGAGCCAUCUAGUCGUCAACGUCCUCCUUCAGCCAGAUGUAGAGAAGCGACUCCGCGGUGAGUUUGCUGUUCUCAUGAAGCAGUUAGGCGAGGCUUCCAUACCCCCAGCCCGAGAGCUGGAAAAACUGCCAUAUUUGCAGGCUUGUGUUAAAGAGGGACUACGACUCAGUCAUGGAUUAAUGCAUCGGCUGCCACGUGUCUCACCAGAUGUGGCCCUCAAGUUCAAGGGCUGGACAAUUCCACCUGGAACACCUGUUGGAAUGUCCGCGUAUUUCAUGCAUAUAGAUGAAACAGUUUAUGAGAAACCAAGGGAAUUCUUACCUGAACGUUGGCUGGGUGAUAUCGACCCCAGAAUGGAGAGGAACUAUGUGCCUUUCUCGAGGGGAUCUCGAAGGUGUCUCGCUCCCAAUCUUGCGUAUACUAAGAUAUCAAUGGUUAUGGCUGCACUGUUAAGUCCGUGGAGUCCAGAAAUCAGACUUCACGAUACAAAUAUGUCUGAUGUGGACCCAGUGUGCGCAUUCCUUCUCCCGCUUCCUCGGUUAGAUAGUAAGGGUGUUAGAGUGGUAGUCACAACUAGUAAGGAGAAGCUUGUUACGAACCUAAGAAAGGGAACAGCACAAAGAUAAAGAAAGAAGAAAGGAAGAAGCCCAUGUCAAGGCCUCACGAAAUAACAA
Exserohilum turcica Et28A is the source of this 1674-nucleotide messenger RNA. RefSeq lists its product as uncharacterized. The coding region runs from base 1 to 1626 and encodes 541 amino acids. The record is from RefSeq and is a predicted model, not a curated record. The transcript has 8 exons. Gene Ontology annotation, molecular function: heme binding; monooxygenase activity; oxidoreductase activity, acting on paired donors, with incorporation or reduction of molecular oxygen. NCBI's taxonomy places the organism in Eukaryota, Fungi, Ascomycota, Dothideomycetes, Pleosporales, Pleosporaceae.